AUGAAAGAGUUGAAGAUUCUUGAAGACAAUUUGUAUGCAGUUCAACAACUUGACUCGUUUGGUCAGUUUCCGGGUCCAGGACUCUUGGAAAUCAAAACUCUCUACGAUGGAUCGUAUCAAGAAUGUAAUCGAAUCAGUGACAAAAAGUACAACACAAAUUACUGCUACCUUCUCAUAACUCCUGGGAAAAAUGUAUCGUGUGCAGUCACCAGUUCAACUCCAUUAUACGCAUCUUUACCAUUUCGUAUCGCAGUCUGUCUUCCAGAUUCUUGUGAUCAUCAAGAUAUGAUCAGCAUUUUUAAUCAAAUGUCACCUUAUCCGUUCACUGCAUGCAGUGCAUUUUGUGUGAGGAAUGAGGUUGAAAAAGACUCGGCGUUUUGGGGAUACACAAUUUUUUUGAUGGUGAUGGUUUCAAUUGCUAUUCUUGCUUCCUCAGUUGAUUAUACUAGAGAAAUAGUUUAUGGAAUCUCCAGUCAAAAAGAGGAAAACCUGGUCAUGAAGAUUCUUCUGACGUUCUCUUUCUGGACAAAUGCAGAAUUGAUUUUAUCCGUGAAGGAGCAAAAACCAGGAUUUAUCAAAUCUCUUGACUGCAUUCGUCUUCUAUCUAUGUGUUGGGUUGUCACAGGUCACUCAUUUUUGUAUCUCGCACUCGGAGAUACUUUGAAACCAGCUCUCGACUUUCCAAACCACAUCUGGAAUCACCUAUUACUCAGUGGAUUCGUUUCAGUUGAUACAUUUUUUGUACUAUCUGGAAUCGUUGUCGCUUACAUGUUCUUCAAAACCAAGCCGAGCAAGAAAAUGAUCUCGAAUCCAAUAACAUGGGUAUUGUUUUACGUUCAUCGUUAUUUGAGAUUAACUCCGCCAAUGAUGCUUUUCAUUGGAUUUUUCACUGUCUAUGCUCCGUAUAUUCAAGGAGCUUUUAGCGCGUCUCAAUUGAAUGUAAUUUUACCACAAGCCAAUCUUUGCAAAACAUACUGGUGGCAUAAUCUUCUCUACUUCAACAAUUUCGAUAAAACUACCGAAACAAACAGCGAAACAUGCUAUAAUAUCACUUGGUAUUUGGCAGUAGACACUCAACUUUAUCUCAUUGCUCCAAUAGUUCUGAUUGCACUCUACUUCUCAUUUGCUGCUGGAUCUGCUACUGUUGUUACUGGAUGUGUUGGAAGUAUCAUCACUACUUAUAUCCUCUAUGGAGAUUAUAAUCUGACUGCCGAUGGGUUUGGAAAUGGAAACGGGAAUGACUUCAAUAGAAUCGUCUACUCAAAACCGUGGAUUCGCUGCCCACCGUAUCUUGUAGGACUUCUCACUGGUUACCUACUGGCUACCUACGGAAACAGAAAGAUCAGAUUGAACUGGGUGUUAUGCAUAUGUGGAUGGAUGCUUGCUUUUGUUAUCACUGGUUUCUGUCUAUUUUCUACUUUCGAUUAUGAUAAAGGAACACAUUGGAAUGUGUUCACAAGAGCCACAUUUUACAACUUUGAUCGACUCGGAUGGGCAAUUUUCAUUUGUUGGGUUGUUGGAGCGAAUCACAUGGGAUGGGGUGGACCAAUCAAUAACUUCAUGUCGCACCCAAUUUGGCAACCAUUCGGAAGACUGUCGUAUUGUGCUUAUAUUGUUCAUUGGAUGGUGUUGUACUACUACUUGAAUGUCGGUGGACCUCUUCAUUUCUAUUCAACAUGGGAACAUGUAGGUAUUUUGUCUUUGGUAUAUUCGAUUACAAUUGACCAUUUGGCAGAGGUUUUAACUGAGGUUCUGAUAAAACUCGAAAAGAUGCUGAUCGAAUCUUUGAUUGGAGGAGUUGGACGAACAUCAUUGAAAGUUGAGAACAAUGGAAAACCAUCAGGAACAGAGUCUCCAAUUUUGACAAAGAAAGAAGCAGAGAGUCCAGUAUGGGGAAUUCCGAUAGAAGAGAGCAACAGGGAAGCUGAGAAGACAACUACUUUCAAGUAA
Molecule: messenger RNA, 1950 nt
Organism: Caenorhabditis remanei
Lineage: Eukaryota; Metazoa; Nematoda; Chromadorea; Rhabditida; Rhabditidae
Exons: 5
Coding region: 1-1950 (649 amino acids)
Molecular function (GO): acyltransferase activity, transferring groups other than amino-acyl groups
Source: RefSeq, a predicted model, not a curated record